AUGCUGCGAGCCCAGGUGGAUGCGCUGAACAGCAAGAACGAGGCCCUUCACAAUGGCGAAGCAACUUCAAGUCUGGAGGACGCUGUGCUUGGUGAGGACGAGAUCGAUGGCGCUGAUGCGCAUGAGCGUGUGCGUGCAGUCGAUCGUGGUGCUCUUACAGAUGCGGCUGAGGAGGACGAGACAUAUGGUGAGCGCCUUCGUGAUGGGACUGGCAUCCUGACACUGCUCGAUGCAGAGCCUAUUGACUUGACCAAUUCAGGUGAAGAUACGGCUGGGCUGUUGACCAGCGAGCGUGGUUGGGCAUAG
Molecule: messenger RNA, 306 nt
Organism: Fulvia fulva
Lineage: Eukaryota; Fungi; Ascomycota; Dothideomycetes; Mycosphaerellales; Mycosphaerellaceae
Exons: 1
Coding region: 1-306 (101 amino acids)
Source: RefSeq, a predicted model, not a curated record